Molecule: messenger RNA, 807 nt
Organism: Dufourea novaeangliae
Lineage: Eukaryota; Metazoa; Arthropoda; Insecta; Hymenoptera; Halictidae
Product: 3-hydroxyacyl-CoA dehydrogenase type-2-like
Exons: 4
Coding region: 1-807 (268 amino acids)
Biological process (GO): androgen metabolic process; estrogen metabolic process; fatty acid metabolic process
Cellular component (GO): mitochondrion
Molecular function (GO): estradiol 17-beta-dehydrogenase [NAD(P)+] activity
Source: RefSeq, a predicted model, not a curated record
AUGGGGAAAAUGCAGCAUAUUGUUGCCUACAUAACCGGUGGUGCUAACGGUAUAGGAAAAGCUGUCGCCGAGAAAAUCCUGUGUCAAGGUGGUAAAGUGGUACUAGUCGACAUAUCCUGUAAUGGAAUUAAAGUUGCGGAGAAAAUGGGCGAAAAAGCUUUAUUUUCUUGUACUGACGUACGAGAAGAAAAGGAUAUAUUAGAAAGUAUGAAAUGCGUUAAAGAAAAAUUCGGCGGUAUAAACGUACUCGUGAAUUCGGCGGGAAUAGCUGCUAGCAAAAGUAUAUACAACUUCAAGAAGAAAAAGCCUCAUUCGGUCGACUUGUACAGGUGCCUGUUCGACACGAACGUGUGGGGCACGUUUAAUGUGACCCGUUUAUUGGUCGGAAUGAUGGCAGAAAACAAACCGGACGCGCAUCAGCAGAGGGGAGUCAUUAUCAAUAUGGCGAGUAAAAUGGCAUAUGAUACACCGCCGGAAUUUGUCGCUUACGGUGGUACAAAAGCCGCGGUUGCGGGCAUGACGGUGCCGCUUGCGAGAGGGCUUGCCCAAAAAGGAAUAAGAGUUGUUGGUGUAUGUCCUGGUUUCAUAGACACCCCCAUGACAUCCACACAGACACCGGAGCAGAAGAAACGCUACAUCAGCAUGAAACUAACUCCAAGACGUUAUGGAUGUCCUGAAGAAGUAGCUCAUCUGAUUCAAGCGUGUAUUGAAAAUCCGUUAAUCAAUGCUGAGAACAUCUGUAUCGAUAUGGGUUUCGCAUACAAUCAAACAGACGACGGACAGAAAGAUAAUUCAAAGUGUUCGUAA